CCAUUAACUGUCGGCUUCUCAUUUCUCUCUCGUGACGACGCCUCCCUCCAAAUUUCAUAAAAAAAACCACCCAUUUCUCCAAACAGUUAACCCGCAAAACCGAACCAUGACCGCCAUUUUUGCUCUGAUAAUAAUUCUCUGUUCUCUGUCGCCAUUGUUAAUUGAAUCAAGCUACCAUGAAUAUAAAGAAGCAUUAUCCAAAUCCAUUCUGUUCUUUGAAGGCCAACGGUCCGGUUAUUUACCGCAAGAUCAACGGGUUACUUGGCGGGCUAAUUCGGGUUUGGGCGACGGGUGGAGUUACAAUACGGAGUUAACCGGCGGUUAUUAUGACGCCGGUGAUAAUGUUAAGUUUGGAUUUCCGAUGGCGUUUACGACUACAAUGUUGUCGUGGAGUGUGAUUGAAUUUGGUGAGUUAAUGCCGCCGGAGGAACUGAGGAAUUCUCUGGUUGCUGUUCGUUGGAGUACUGAUUACUUGCUUAAAACGGUUUCUCAGCUGCCAAACAGGAUUUUUGUUCAGGUGGGGGAUCCAAAUGCAGACCAUAGUUGUUGGGAGAGACCAGAAGAUAUGGACACUCCUAGGACAGUUUAUGCAGUGGAUGCACCUAAUCCGGCAUCAGAUGUAGCCGGUGAGACCGCAGCGGCUUUGGCAGCUUCGUCGAUGGCGUUUCGAUCAUCGGACCCGGGAUAUGCCGAGACAUUGCUCAGAAAUGCCAUUAAAGCCUUUCAAUUUGCUGACAAUUAUAGAGGAGCUUAUAGUGACAAUUCAAACAUUAGAGAUGGUGUCUGUCCAUUUUACUGUGAUUUUGAUGGAUAUCAAGAUGAAUUGCUAUGGGGAGCAGCUUGGCUUAGAAGGGCAUCUUAUGAUGAUACUUAUCUUAGUUAUAUACAAAACAAUGGCAAAACACUUGGUGAUGAUGAUAAUAUUAAUGAAUUUGGUUGGGACAACAAGCAUGCUGGCUUAAAUGUUCUUGUUUCCAAGGAAGUUUUAGAGGGAAACAUGUACUUACUGGAAUCAUACAAAGCAUCAGCAGAUAGCUUCAUGUGCACGCUUCUCCCGGAAUCCACCUCCUCCCACAUCGAAUACACUCCCGGCGGCCUCAUCUACAAGCCCGGCGGCAGCAACUUACAGCACGCCACCACCAUCUCAUUCCUCGCACUCGUCUACGCAAAUUACCUCGAACGAACCUCACAGUCCGUCAACUGCGGCAACAUUAACGUCAGUCCGUAUUCCCUCCGUCGUCAAGCCAAACGACAAGUCGACUACAUUUUAGGCGAUAAUCCGUUAGGAUUAUCAUACAUGGUUGGAUACAGUGAUAAUUAUCCUCGCCGGAUUCAUCACCGCGGCUCUUCGUUACCGUCGAUUAAGGAUCAUCCUGAGUUUAUGGCGUGUAAGGAAGGAUCGGUUUAUUUUAACUCUUCGAAUCCAAACCCUAAUUUGCUCAUCGGAGCGAUUGUCGGCGGACCGAGUGAGGAUGACACGUAUGGUGAUGAUCGUGCUGAUUAUAAGAAGUCGGAGCCGACUACUUAUAUUAAUGCUCCGUUUGUUGGCGUGCUUGCUUAUUUUGCGGCGCAUGCUGAUUUUAGUUGAUACUGAGAUUACUGAGGUGAUUUUUUGUAUAUAAGAUAGCAUUGUAUUGGAAAUGCUCUAAGUUACGGAAAAGAAUGUCUCUCAUCUUGGCAAAAGCGAAGAGGGUAGAGGCGGAUUGGAUUUUUGGAAGGGGAUUGUAAUAUUUCAUUGCGAGUUUGAGUUAAAUUUGAGAUGUAGAAUCUUGAUGUAUCUUCAAAUUUGAUUAAUGGAAAUGAAAGGUUUCUGUUUUAGUAAAA
Messenger RNA from Mercurialis annua (annual mercury), 1824 nucleotides. Its product is annotated as endoglucanase 24-like. The record is from RefSeq and is a predicted model, not a curated record. The transcript is spliced from 4 exons. NCBI's taxonomy places the organism in Eukaryota, Viridiplantae, Streptophyta, Magnoliopsida, Malpighiales, Euphorbiaceae. Gene Ontology annotation, molecular function: hydrolase activity, hydrolyzing O-glycosyl compounds. Gene Ontology annotation, biological process: carbohydrate metabolic process. The coding region runs from base 107 to 1588 and encodes 493 amino acids.